UGCGGGGUCUGGGGAGAGCAGAUAUAGUGAAUGCAGGGUCCGGGGAGACCAGCUAUAGUGAAUGCAGGGUCCGGGGAGAGCGGCUAUAGUGAAUACAGGGUCCGGGGAGAUCAGAUAUAGUGAAUGCAGGGUCGGGGGAGAGCGGAUAUAGUGAAUGCAGGGUCCGGGGAGAGCGGAUAUAGUGAAUGCAGGGUCCGGGGAGACCAGAUAUAGUGAAUGCAAGGGUCCGGGGAGAGCGGAUAUAGUGAAUGCAGGGUCUGGGGAGAGCGGAUAUAGUGAAUGCAGGGGUCCGGGGAGAACAGAUAUAGUGAAUGCAGGGUCCGGGGAGAGCGGAUAUAGUGAAUGCAGGGUCCGGGGAGAGCGGAUAUAGUGAAU
This is a messenger RNA of Staurois parvus, 375 nucleotides long. The record is from the annotation of a GenBank genome assembly. Lineage: Eukaryota; Metazoa; Chordata; Amphibia; Anura; Ranidae.